AUGUUGUUCAAGGCACUUGUCGCUGGCCUCGGCCUCCAGCUCGCCGUCGAAGUUGUUGCAAGCCCCAUAGUGCGCGAGAAGCGUCAGGUUCCCGCCACUCAUGCCGUCCAUGAGCAACACGCGCCCAAUAUGGCUACCAAAUGGGUCAAACGGGAGCGCCUGCCUCGAAAGACUGUUCUGCCAAUGCGAAUCGGUCUGAAGCAACGAAAUCUUGAUGCUGGGCACAAGAAACUGAUGGAGAUUUCCUCUCCUGGACAUGUCAGCUAUGGCAAGCACAUGACUUCAGAAGAAGUCAUUGACUUCUUUGCUCCUGCUCAGUCCAGCGUGGAUGCCGUUAUCGAGUGGCUAAUUUCCUCUGGCAUUGAUCGAAAGCGUAUCAGCCAGUCUGCCAAUAAGCAGUGGAUUCAAUUUGACGCCGCAGCUGAAGAGGCCGAGGAUCUCCUUGUCACCGAUUUCUACUACUGGGAUGACACCACCGGUUCUCACCGUGACAUCGCUUGUGAAAAAUACCACCUCCCCUCCCACAUCAGAGAGCACGUUGAUUACGCCACUCCCGGCAUCAGACUGCGUGGAAACGGUGUCCUUGAGCGAAGCCUCAAGAAGCGAGGUCAGAAACGGGAGCAGAAACAACAGACGAAUGUCCCAUCCCUUCUUUUUCGUGAGGGCAAGCACUUUACCAAUAACAUUGCUCAUAUGAGCGCCGUCACACCCGCCGUAGCCAACGCCGGGCCGUUCUGGAACUCGACCACUUGCGACACUUAUACCACGGCAGACUGUAUCCGAGUCCAGUAUGGCAUUGAAAAUGGCACCACUGCGGCUCCCGGUAAUGAGCUCGGUAUCUUUGAGGACCUGAACGAUCACUACAGCACAGCAGACCUUGAUCUCUUCCUGAGUCAAGUUUAUCCUGAGCUCGACAUCCCAGCCGGUACUUAUCCCGAGAAUCGUCUCGUCGACGGCGCCUUUGGGUCUUACGAAGACCUUGUUGAUGCUAUCGGCACUGACUUUGGCGGCCUUGGCCCUGAAUCUACUCUGGACUUCCAGUCCGCCAUUCCCCUCAUCUGGCCCCAGAAGACUGUCCUAUUUCAGACCAACGAUGAGUACUAUGAAAUUGUUGGAACCAAUGGCUUCUUUAACACCUUCCUUGAUGCCAUUGAUGGCAGCUACUGCAGCUAUAGCGCUUUCAAUGAAACAGGCGACUGUACCGACAGCUCCUGCGCAGACCCGGUUUAUCCCAAUCCCAAUUACGCCGCCCCCAUUGGCUACCAGGGCUCCAAACAAUGCGGUGUCUACGAGCCCACCAACGUCAUCUCCAUCUCCUACAGCGGUAUCGAGGAUCUCUUGCCUAACAACUACCAGUUGCGCCAGUGCAAUGAGUAUCUCAAACUCGGUCUUCAGGGCGUCACCGUCGUCGUCUCCUCCGGAGACUAUGGUGUCGGUACGCAACUGGGCUGCAUCGGGUCAGUCGAGCAGCCCAACGUCGGCACAAUCUUUGCACCUCUCUUCCCCCAGUCUUGCCCUUAUAUCCUCACCGUCGGCGGCACGGAAUUGAGGCGCUCCGAUCCCACUGCUCCUCCGGUCGCGUGGGAGAUUCUCGACGAGGUUGCCGUGACGCAGUUCCCCAGUGGCGGAGGCUUCAGCAACAUCCACCCCGUGGCAGAUUACCAGAAGGACGCUGUGGAUGCAUAUCUUGAUGCUGUGGGGAGCUCACUACCAUUUGAGUCUUACAGCCAGAUUAUUGUCGACGGCGAUUUUACCAACAUCACUGAUAUCAACCAGGUGUAUAACCGCGGUGGUCGAGGAUACCCUGACGUUGCUGCCGUGGGAGAGAACCAGCUGAUCAUCUACGAGGGCGCGUUCCACACCAUUGGCGGAACCUCACUGUCGACGCCUCUAUGGGGAUCAAUGCUGACUUUGAUUAACGAGAAGCGUAUUGCUGCCGGCAAGAGCACUGUUGGCUUUAUCAACCCUAUUCUGUAUCAACAUCCUGAGGCGUUCAACGACAUCACUGAGGGGAACAAUGACGGCUGCAGCUCCGCUGAUCAAACCACGCUCUGGGGCUUCCCUGCGGCCAAGGGAUGGGAUCCCGUGACGGGUCUUGGAUCGCCCAAUUUUCCAGCUCUGCAAAACGUGUUGCUGAGUCUGUAA
Messenger RNA from Trichoderma citrinoviride, 2145 nucleotides. RefSeq names its product subtilisin-like protein. The record is from RefSeq and is a predicted model, not a curated record. Gene Ontology annotation, molecular function: tripeptidyl-peptidase activity; serine-type endopeptidase activity. The coding region runs from base 1 to 2145 and encodes 714 amino acids. Gene Ontology annotation, biological process: proteolysis. The transcript is spliced from 8 exons. NCBI's taxonomy places the organism in Eukaryota, Fungi, Ascomycota, Sordariomycetes, Hypocreales, Hypocreaceae.